Cheilinus undulatus (humphead wrasse) is the source of this 3836-nucleotide messenger RNA. RefSeq names its product cyclin G2 (gene ccng2). Gene Ontology annotation, molecular function: cyclin-dependent protein serine/threonine kinase regulator activity. The coding region runs from base 160 to 1164 and encodes 334 amino acids. The transcript is spliced from 8 exons. The record is from RefSeq and is a predicted model, not a curated record. Gene Ontology annotation, cellular component: nucleus; cytoplasm; cyclin-dependent protein kinase holoenzyme complex. Lineage: Eukaryota; Metazoa; Chordata; Actinopteri; Labriformes; Labridae. Gene Ontology annotation, biological process: regulation of cyclin-dependent protein serine/threonine kinase activity; mitotic cell cycle phase transition.
CAUCAACAAAAGAGAGAAAAGGAGAAAGGAGAGAAGACGAGAAGGAGUAUCGUUUGGUCGCACGGUUGAGGAAGACAACGAAUAUGUGGAUUUAAUCUUCUUUUACAGUAGAAGUACUGUGCUGAAAAAGAGAUCACUUGCUCCAGGGCCAGCGGAGACAUGGAUGCCUUCAAGCUGAUGAAGGAGCUGAGGCUGAACUAUGAGCAGGAGGUUCAUUUUCUGCCUAAGGAGACAGGACUGAGUCUCAUUGAAUCAACAACACAGGACGACAGUCGAAUCUCGGCCAAGUGCAGAGAUGCCAAAGUGGAGGACCUGUGGAGCUUGACUAGCUUCUUCGGUUACAGCACGCAGACUUUCGUCCUGGCUGUUAACCUGCUGGACAGAUUCCUGGCCAUGAUGAGGAUUCAGCCGAAGCACCUUUCCUGCGUCAGCCUCAGCUGCCUUCAUAUGGCGGCCAAAGUGACGGAGGAGGAGUGCAAUGUGACGCCCAGCGAUGAGCUCAUCCGCAUUGGACAGUGCAGGUUCACUGUGUCUGACCUCAGCCGCAUGGAGAAGAUCGUCUCGGAGAAGCUCAACUUCAAGUCCAAAGCCAUCACUGCCUUAACCUUUCUACACCUGUACCAUCAGAUCGCACUUUCUCACUGCACAGAAAGGAAGGAGACUCUGAAUUUGGAGAAGCUGGAGGCUCAGCUCAAAGCCUGUCUGUGCAGGAUCUCCUUCUCCAAAGCAAAGCCGUCUGUCCUCGCUCUGUCCCUCCUGAGGCAGGAGAUCGAAGCCGUCCAGUCCGAGGACAUGUUGGAGAUAGCUUAUCACAUCCAGAGGCACCUAAAGAUCCCUGACAGUGAUCUGCUGCUAUGGAGUGAACGUGUGGCGCUCUGUCUCUUGGACUACGCCUCCCCUGAAUGCAGCAAACCCAACCACAGGAAGCUGCAGUGGAUCGUCUCGCGGCGGACUGCCCAGAACCUGCACAGCUACCGCAGCGUGCCUGAACUGCCCACCAUCCCAGAGGGAUGCUGGGACGAGAGCGAGAGCGAGGAUUCAUGUGAGGACGUGAUGAGUUCAGGCGAAGAGUCUCUCAGCAGCUCCCUGGGCAGCGACGCUGAAGGACCCUUCUUCCCCCUGCACCUCCGCCGCCAAAAACACCGCCAACACCUUCACGCCUGAGGGCUCGGCUGCCAAAAUGUGCCUCGCCAUCUUCAUCCUCAUUUACCUGAUGAAACAUCCUUUUAGAUUUUUAAUAAGCUCUGGUGCUGCUGGUGGAGGAUCGCACAACAACUGGCAGCUGGACCCUCCCUAGUAGAUUUUUUUUUUUUUUUUUUUUUAGUUUGUAGAUGUGUUGGUGCAUGUUCAGAUGUCACAUUCCAGGACAAACUUUAAGAGAAAACUCGGUCAGCUCGGUGUGGAGUCUGGUUUUCAUGGUGCUGCGCAUACAGUCAGAUGUACUCACUGCUCAGAUGUGAGACCAGACUGUGGUGGUUUGUGUAGUUGACGAGAAAAAAAAGCUAAAAUUUGUUGAUUAUUUAUCCGAAUGUUAUUGACUGUUAUUAAUCUUAAGACUGUUUUUAGUGAGACUAAGGAGUUUUCUGAUGAGCAGAAGAUGGAAGCAGCUGUGGUCAGUUUUCUGAGUUUGUUUUAUCUAGAAAUGACAAAUAAUGCCACUUCUGGUGCUUGAAUUUAGUUUUCAACGAAAGACACUGGACAAAGUGAGCAGUGUCAUCACACCAAGACGGAUUUAAUUUGACAACUGCUUUGAUACCAAGGCUACAAAAGAAAAAGCCUUAGGUGCCCAUGCUUGGCUAAUUAUUUAAUAUAUUUUUCCCCUUUUUUUGUCUUGAUUCGGAGAUGACAGGAAAAAGAAUAGCAUCAGAAAUCAGGGAGAGAGUGGGGGGUGACAUGCAGGAACCCGAGCUAACUGCAUGGAGGGCUAGCUUCCAUAAAUGGGGUACAGCCCAACUUUUAGGCCAUUGGCAACCCUUAAUUUUUGUUACAAGUGUGGAUAAAAUUGGUUAAAUUCCUUCAUCUGUUCUAAAUUGCAGGAAAAUAUUGUUUAGGUCGCCAAGAAUUAAGAGCGUUCCUUUGCUAAUGACCACUUUUGGUAAAACUGAACGAAGAUUAGACUUAUUUUUAUAAAAACUUUGGUACUUUUUAAAUUUACAAAGAGGAUUUUUUCUCUGAAGUGGAAAAAAGGUUGGAUCUAAAAAAUGUAAAAUAGCCCUUAAAAUUGAUGACAGAGUUUAAUCUGAGCUUAAGCUUUCUGUAGGCCAUGUUUUGUAGGCUAUUUUUUGGGCCUCUUUGUCUUUAUUUGGAGAGGAUAGGGCAGUGGAUAGUGGAGGAAAGUUUAGAGAAUGACUUGAGGUAAAGGAACCUUAUUUGAACGUGUACUGCCUUCAUGGAUGUUGGGUAAAACCUAACACCUAGGCCAUUGGUUCCCCUUAUUUUUGGUUUUCAGUGUUAAAGACACUGUGAAAUUCCUUCAAGUUUUCUAAAUUGCAAAAAAAAUGUUUGUUUCAUAUGCUAGUGUGUUCAAGACUCGAGUUUUCGUUUGCUAUUGGCCAAUAUAGGUAUAACUUUGAACAAGGAUUGGACUUUUUUUUUUCUUUUUAAACUUUGGUACGUUUUGAUGCCAUCAAUCAGUAUACAAGAGAGUGUGCGUUCUGUCAAAGUUGGCCAAAAAGUUCCGUGUGUAAGCAACUUUUUUCUUCGGUUUACUUUUUGCCGUUUUCGCCUUUAUUUGGAGAGGACAGGAGAGUGGACCAAAGAGUCAGCAAUGACUUGUCGGAAAGGAUUCCUACAUGAUGCAACCUAACCUAAAAGGCUGUCUGCACCCCAAAAACACAGUAAAACUGCUGUAGGACCCCUUCAUCCUAGGAACCCAAAGUUUUGCAGCCAAAAUGCAACAGAAGAUCACCAUUUUCAGAUGGGAUUGUUGUUUAAAUCUCCCUAAAAAUAAAGCUUUUAAAAGUUUAAGAAGACAUGUUACAAACAUUGAGAUUUGAACACAAAACCUUCACUUCCAACUUCUUUUUCUUUUGGCGUGCAAGACUUGAGUUUAAUUACUCGAGUGUGAUCUCCACUUCUUUAUUAGUUUGUACGAGACCUUGCUGUUGCUAUUUCCAGACUAAAUUAGGUCCCUUCUGCUCUACUCUUACUCUUCUGUGCUAAUUCUGAUUGUCCUGAGGUUUAAAACCUUUGUUGUUGAACACAAUUCACAAAUGAGAUAUAAGAUUGUGUUGAUCACCUUUAAAAGGUGAAGAUUUUCUAGAUUACAGGGUCUAAAAGUUUUUGUCAUUUCUUGGAAAACCUGAUCACAGCUGCUCUCUUCUGUUAAAAAGUUGUAUUUGCACAUUUUCUUUUAAACUCAUUUUAAGUGUUAAAGAGCCGACUGGAGGUUUGAGUUUGUGUCUGAAGGGAAGCGGAGACGUCAGAAAAUGGUUUGAUUUCAGGGCAGCCAUCUAAAGUGCCUUUGUUAAAGGCAGCAGAGUGAUCCGACCUUUCCCUCAGAUUCAAACCGUGCUCACACCACAGGGUGCUCAGAUAUUAUUUAAAGAGUGUGUGUUCGUGGAUGUGUGUGUGUGUAUGUAUGAACCUGAUUUAAAUAGUCAACGUUGCCAACUUUAGGAUGUAGCAUUAAAAAAAAAAAGAAAAGUUUUGUUCUGCAUUGAGAGAAAAUGUUUUGAAAGAAAUAAUGCCAACUGUCAAAAAAAGUCUAAAAAUGUAAGAAAAUGUUAAUAUAAAAAACAUGUAAAACUGUAAAUGAUGUACAAAAAAAAUAUGUUAAUAGUUCUUUGUAGAUAUUAAGUUAUUUAUUCUCUUUUGUCACCUGUACAAGAAAGUCU